CCUCCUGGAAACUGGGCCUGCUUGGCAUCAAGUCAGCCAUCAGCCGGCCCAUCUCCUCAUGCUGGCCAGCCCUUUGUGAGUGUGUGGGAGGGGAGGCUGGGCUCCUCCUUGUACUCUCUGAGGUGCUCUGGAAGGAGGAACAGCUCCACCCUGGGAGGGACUGUGGCCCAGGUACUGCCUGGGUGCUACUUUAUGGGCAGCAGCUCAGUUGAGUUAGAGUCUGGAAGACCUCGGAAGACCUCCUGUCCUAUCAGGCCCUCCCCAUGGCUUUAGCUGACUUGUAUGAAGAAGGAGGUGGAGGAGGAGGAGAAGGUGAAGACAGUGCUGACUCAAAGGAGACGGUCUGCCAACCCUCUGGGAGAAAAUCCAGCAAGAUGCAAGCCUUCAGAAUCUGGGAUGUUAACCAGAAGACCUUCUAUCUGAGGAACAACCAACUAGUUGCUGGAUACUUGCAAGGACCAAAUGUCAAUUUAGAAGAAAAGAUAGAUGUGGUACCCAUUGAGCCUCAUGCUCUGUUCUUGGGAAUCCAUGGAGGGAAGAUGUGCCUGUCCUGUGUCAAGUCUGGUGAUGAGACCAGACUCCAGCUGGAGGCAGUUAACAUCACUGACCUGAGCGAGAACAGAAAGCAGGACAAGCGCUUCACCUUCAUCCGCUCAGACAGCGGCCCCACCACAAGUUUUGAGUCUGCCGCUUGCCCCGGUUGGUUCCUCUGCACAGCGAUGGAAGCUGACCAGCCCGUCAGCCUCACCAAUAUGCCUGACGAAGGCGUCAUGGUCACCAAAUUCUACUUCCAGGAGGACGAGUAGUACUGCCCACGCCUGCCUGUUCCCAUUCUUGCAUGGCAAGGACUGCAGGGACUGCCAGUCCCCCUGCCCCAGGGCUCCCGGCUAUGGGGUCACUGAGGACCAGCCAUUGAGGGGUAGACCCUCAGAAGGCGUCACAAGAACCUGGUCACAGGACUCUGCCUCCUCUUCAACUGACCAGCCUCCAUGCUGCCUCCAGAAUGGUCUUUCUAAUGUGUGAAUCAGAGCACAGCAGCCCCUGCACGAAGCCCUUCCAUGUCGCCUCUGCAUUCAGGAUCAAACCCCGACCACCUGCCCAACCUGCUCUCCUCUCGCCACUGCCUCUUCCUCCCUCGUUCCACGUUCCCAUGCCCUGGAUCCAUCAGGCCACUUGAUGACCCCCAACCAAGUGGCUCCCACACCCUGUUUUACAAAAAAAAAAAAAAAGACCAGUCCAUGAGGGAGGUUUUUAAGGGUUUGUGGAACAUGAAAAUUAGGAUUUCAUGAUUUUUUUUUCAGUCCCCGUGAAGGAGAGCCCUUCAUUUGGAGAUUAUGUUCUUUCUGGGAGAGGCCUGGGGGCUUAAAAUAUUCCUGCAUUUGUGAAAUGAUGGUGAAAGUAAAUGGUAGCUUUUCCCUUUUUUUUCUUCUUUUUUUGUGAUGUCCCAACUUGUAAAAAUUAAAAGUUAUGGUACUAUGUUAGCCCCAUAAUUUUUUUUUCCUUUUAAAACACUUCCAUAAUCUGGACUCCUCUGUCCAGGCACUGCUGCCCAGGCUCCAAGCUCCAUCUCCACUCCAGAUUUUUUACAGCUUCCUGCAGUACUUUACCUCCUAUCAGAAGUUUCUCAGCUCCCAAGGCUCUGAGCAAAUGUGGCUCCUGGGGGUUCUUUCUUCCUCUCCUGAAGGAAUGAAUUGCUCCUUGACAUUGUAGAGCUUCUGGCACUUGGAGACUUGUAUGAAAGAUGGCUGUGCCUCUGCCUGUCUCCCCCACCAGGCUGGGAGCUCUGCAGAGCAGGAAACAUGACUCGUAUAUGUCUCAGGUCCCUGCAGGGCUGAGCACCUAGCCUCGCUCUUGGCAGGUACUCAGCGAAUGAAUGCUGUAUAUGUUGGGUGCAAAGUUCCCUACUUCCUGUGACUUCAGCUCUGUUUUACAAUAAAAUCUUGAAAAUGCCUA
Molecule: messenger RNA, 1953 nt
Organism: Gorilla gorilla gorilla (western lowland gorilla)
Lineage: Eukaryota; Metazoa; Chordata; Mammalia; Primates; Hominidae
Gene: IL1RN
Product: interleukin 1 receptor antagonist
Exons: 6
Coding region: 264-806 (180 amino acids)
Biological process (GO): negative regulation of interleukin-1-mediated signaling pathway; inflammatory response to antigenic stimulus
Molecular function (GO): cytokine activity; interleukin-1 receptor binding; interleukin-1 receptor antagonist activity
Source: RefSeq, a predicted model, not a curated record